This is a messenger RNA of Bactrocera latifrons, 1749 nucleotides long. Its product is annotated as cystathionine beta-synthase. The record is from RefSeq and is a predicted model, not a curated record. Bases 124 to 1671 code for a protein of 515 amino acids. Gene Ontology annotation, molecular function: cystathionine beta-synthase activity; cysteine synthase activity. The transcript has 6 exons. Gene Ontology annotation, cellular component: cytoplasm. NCBI's taxonomy places the organism in Eukaryota, Metazoa, Arthropoda, Insecta, Diptera, Tephritidae.
UGUACACUUCGUUCGUAAGAACAUUUGUCAGUCGCUAUUGAAGAGAUCGCUGAUUUGGACGUCAGCCUCCAGAGUGAAUUUGCUUUUUUCUCGGCAUUUUUUUUUAGUAAAAGAUAAUUUAUAAUGCCUGCCAACAAACCCUAUGAGCGCCCAAAGGACUUCAUCGAUCCUGGUCUGCCUUCAAAAUGCACAUGGCAUUUAGGCACGAAAGAGAAGACACCACACAUUAAACGUCCCAUAGCUCACCGUCAAAAGCUUACACCCGAUAUAUUGGAGGUUAUUGGCUGCACACCCUUAGUCAAGUUGAAUCAUAUACCCCAAACUGAAGGAAUAAAGUGUGAGAUGUAUGCAAAAUGUGAGUUUCUCAAUCCCGGUGGUUCCGUAAAGGAUCGCAUUGGUUAUCGCAUGGUACAAGAUGCCGAGGAGAAGGGUCUGCUCAAACCGGGCUGUACGAUAAUCGAGCCCACCUCUGGUAACACCGGUAUCGGUAUUGCCAUGGCGUCUGCUGUUAAAGGCUACAAGUGCAUAAUCGUAAUGCCUGAGAAGAUGUCCAAUGAAAAGGUAUCGGCGCUACGCGCCUUGGGUGCCAAAAUUAUACGCACACCCACCGAAGCGCCCUACGACAGCCCUGAAGGUUUGAUUUGUGUAGCACAGCGUUUGCAAAAGGAACUACCAAACGCCGUAGUCUUGGAUCAGUAUCGCAAUUCGGGAAAUCCACUGGCCCAUUACGAUGGCACUGCGGCCGAAAUCCUAUGGCAGACAGACAAUAAAGUCGAUAUGGUGGUAGUUUGUGCUGGCACUUGCGGCACAGUCUCCGGCAUUGGCCGCAAAAUCAAGGAAGAAUUACCGAACUGUAAAGUAAUUGCUGUGGACCCAUACGGUUCGGCAUUGGCACGCCCGGAAGUGCUAAAUAAGUCAGACGUACAAUUUUAUGAGGUGGAGGGCAUAGGUUAUGAUUUCACGCCCACGGUAAAUGAUUACAACGUAAUAGAUUCAUGGGUUAAAGUCGAUGACAAACAAAGCUUCCUCAUAGCGAAACGUUUGAAUGCCGAAGAAGCAUUGCUAAGCGGUGGCUCAAGUGGCGCUGCUAUGUGUGCAGCACUAAAAGUGGCCAAAGACCUGAAAGAGGGUCAACGUUGUGUGAUCAUUUUGCCCGAUGGCAUAAGAAAUUACAUGACGAAAUUCGUUUCGGAUAACUGGAUGGAAGCACGUGACUUUAAGCCAGUAAUAAACGAACACAACCACUGGUGGUGGGAUACACCGGUGAGUGCGUUGAACUUAAAAGCGCCGUUGGUGCUCAAAUCAGAUGUGAGCUUUGCCAAGGCGAUCGAGACACUCAAAGAACACAAUGUGACACAAGUGGCGCUCACAGACGCCGAUGAUGGCACACUUUUGGGCGCUGUACUGCAAGAAACGCUGAUCAAUCAAAUCGUAAGCAUGAAUCGUAAAACGGAUGAACCUGUGGUCAAGGCAGUCAACAAACGUAUUAUACGUUUGCCUUCCAAUGCUAUUCUGGGUAAAUUGGCGCGCAUUUUGGAACUGGAUCCUUGUGUGUUAAUCGUGGAUACGGAAAACGAGAAAGAAGUCGUUAAGGGAAUUGCCACGAAAUUGGAUGUGCUUGCCUUCGUUGCAAGUGGUGCCCCACAAACUAAUGGCACCAAUGCUCAAUAGUAUCCUUUGACAUGCAACCGAACUUUUAAAGAAGCUUUUAUCAAUUCCGUUAGUGAUGUGACCUAACUAACUUUUGUU